This is a messenger RNA of Momordica charantia (bitter melon), 1624 nucleotides long. Its product is annotated as Protein prenylyltransferase superfamily protein. The record is from RefSeq and is a predicted model, not a curated record. NCBI's taxonomy places the organism in Eukaryota, Viridiplantae, Streptophyta, Magnoliopsida, Cucurbitales, Cucurbitaceae. Gene Ontology annotation, molecular function: protein binding.
GCCACACGCGAGAAAAACAGUGGAACCAACUAGCCCUAGCAGAUAACAAAACGACAUCGUUUUAAUAGUCGGGAUUCCAACGGCGGCGCCGCCGGAGGUAGGUUUCGAURACUUGCGAUCGGGGUCCAAAAGGUUCCCUCUUGCUCCCUCCAAAGUGUACAGUUCACUUGUUCUUGAAAAUAUCGUCUACCAAACUCAACCACCAGAAAUCCUCCGACCGGCCAUAAACCCCUCUUUCUCUCGCUCUCUUCCUUCGUAGCCGCUCGCCGGAACCAUGAGCUCCACAUUCGCCGCCAUGUCUUCACCCUCUUCCUCCUCACUUUCAUCCAUCUUCCAUUUCAAUGCGUCUAAACCUAAACCGGUCUCACCCCCAAAUCUUCGUUUUGCUGCUCCCCUUUCUCGUAAUUCUGUAUAUGUGCAACGUUUUAGGGUUAGGGCUUCCUCUGCUCCCCUUCCGGACGCUUCCCGGAACCACCCUGUUGUUCAAUGCCUCCGGAACUAUGCCAGAGCUGCGAUUCUCAUUGGUGCUGCGGCCACCAUGGUGGGGAAGUUCUCGCAUUUGCCUGCAAGAGCCGAGUCUCCGGCGGCGGUGGCGGAGGAAGCUUCCAGAAUGGAGGAAGAUCGGCAGGUGGUUGAGGACUCGGACCGGGACAGGCAGCAAUCCUCGCCGUUGAACGAUUUUCUCGAAUCGAAUUCUGAAGCUGUCGAGGCACUCAAGUCUCUCCUGCAGCAAAAGCUCGAAAAUGGUGAGGAUGAGGAGGCUCUGAAAAUCUUGAAGCAGUUGGUAUCUGCUCAGCCGUCGGUGACCGAGUGGAAAUUUCUGAUGGCCAGAUUACUCGGCGAGAUGGGCAAAACGGAAAAUGCACGAGAUGUGUUUGAAGAAAUUUUGGCUGUGAAUCCAUUGUCUUUCGAAGCAUUGUUUGAAAACGCAUUGUUAAUGGACCGUUGUGGGGAAGGAGAGGCAGUGCUUCGGCGGUUAGAAGAGGCUCUGAGAAUUGCUGAGGAUGAAAACAAAGCGAAGGAAGCUAGGGAUGUGAAGUUGAUAAUGGCUCAAAUACAGUUCUUGCAGAAGAAUGUAGAGGAGGCCUUGAAGAGUUAUAAAGAAUUGGUGAAGGAGGAUCCUAACGACUUUAGGCCUUACUUUUGUCAGGGAAUGAUCUAUAGCUUGCUUGAUAAGAAUGUGGAGGCCAGAGAGCAAUUCUCCAAGUACAGGGAGCUCUCUCCAAAGAAAUUUGAGGUUGAUGGCUACCUACGGACUCCAUUGUCAAGGAUGAAAAUUUUUGGAUCUGAUGAGAAGUAAAGUCAUUCCACGAUGAUCAGAUAAGUGGGCUCUUUGGAAAAUAGAAGAUGAGUAAACGAAUUUAAGGUGAUACUUUUUUUUUUCCUUUUUUUUCUUUUGCUGAUUAUUGUCAUUUAGCACUUCUUACUCUUAGUCUGAUCUGCCGUAAGCAUAUGUAGUUCAUUUGCGGGAUUAAAUAGGAGUAAAUUGAAUYUUAUGAGGACAGGUGUUUUCCCUUUCAUGAAGCAUAAAUUUUGCUAAUUUAUGCAGUUGUUUUGAUGAUACUGUAUUAGACUACUCACAUUAGUUGGAAUAAAUGCAGAAAGGUGCUCCGUURGUAGUUUA